CUACGCUGUUUCUGCACAUCCCUCAAGGGGCUUGAACUGAACUUCGCACAACCUACACACUCUAAAGCAUCACUGACUUUUCUCCUCGAAUAACCUAUUACGGAUUUAUCAUCAAUGAACAAACCUAAACUAUUGACUUUUCUCCUCAAAUAAAUUAUUACGAACAGUGUUCGGCACAUAUGAUUAACCGAAAAGGCAGCUGUCCAAGAUAAGGAAAAAUGACUUCCCUGGGGAGUGUGGAAAGCAAAGCAGUCCAGCCUCCUCCGGUCCCCAUCCGUGGCGCGGGAGAUGGCAUGGAAACAGAGCCGCCCCCAAAGUGCGUGGAGACGCCGAGCGGGAUCCAACCGCUGGGUCGGCCCGGCCUGCGGAGCCCUCGGAAGAAAGCCGGGCCUCCGCCUUCCCCGCCUCCCCUUGGCCCAGGCGUCCUGCGGCUCGGCCAGGCCCCGUCCCACAAAGCAGUGGAAGUGGAAGCCGUGCGCAUCGUGGUGCCCAGGGCCGCGGUCACCCAUGAGGUCCCGCCCAGAAACGGGAAGGUGGCCAAGCCCCUGGGGCACCACAAGGGUGACUUCCUGGGGGCGUCGGAAGGUGUCGUGGACCCCCGAAAGGAGCUGCAGGAGCUGAAGGGUGUGGUCGAGAAGCUCAGGAACUCGGAAAAGCGGCUACUUCAGGACAAAGAAGGGCUUUCCAACCAGCUACACGUCCAGACGGAGGUGAACCGGGAAUUAAAGAAGCUGCUGGUGGCGUCUGUCGGGGACGACGCGCAGUACCACUUCGAGCGGGUGGCUCGGGAGAAAAACCGGUUGAUUUUAGAGAAUGAGGCCCUGGGCCGGAACACGGCCCAGCUGUUGGAACAGCUGGAGCGGAUGUCCAUCCAGUGUGACGUGUGGCGCAGCAAAUUCCUGGCCUGCAGGGUUAUGGCAGACGAGUUGACCAACGCCAGAGCCGUUCUUCAGCGUCAAACCAGGGAAGCCCACAGCGCAAUCCAGGAUCUCCUGAGUGAACGGGAACAGUUUCGUCAGGAGAUGAUCGGUACCCAAAAAUUACUAGAGGAGCUAUUGGUUUCCCUGCAGUGGGGUAGAGAGCAGACCUAUUACCCUAAUGCCCAGCCCCACAGCACUGCAGAGCUGGCAGCAACAAAUCACAAGUUGGCCAAAGCAGUGAACUCACAUCUCCUGGGCAAUGUUGGCACAAAGAUUCCUAAAAAGACUCCGCAGCCAGUGGAAUUCUGCAGCAGCCCUGCUGAGAAAAUGGCCGAAACGGUUCUGCGAGUUUUGGAUCCAGUUUCCUGUUCCAGUGGGUCGUCGGAAGAACCAUUUUCCAAGUCCACUCCAGCCACCUUCCUGGCUUCCAAAAAAAAUAUUGGGCGGUUUCACCCAUUCACCCGAUAUGAAAAUAUAACUUUCAAUUGCUGCAAUCACUGCCAAGGAGAACUUAUCGCCCUUUAAAAUUAUACCACAUUUAAGGCAGUUCCUGCUAGGGUUUCGGGGACCUUGUUGUCUCUUUCCUAUCAUCUAGGUCAUUAUCUCUUUGCUUUUGGGUGUGGAGAUUUUUGCUGGACAGUUGUAUCAUGCUGUUUUUACUUAAACAUUGUAUUUAUGCUAUAGACUUGUUACAUGCUUUGGAUUCCAGAUCCCUAGCUGAUUUCUUCUCAGGGUGAGAAAAAGAGGUCAUAGAGGUGAGUGAGCCAGCUUUCCAAAGCACAACCUUGGACUCUCAAGGUGAUUUCCUGUGUCCAAGCAGUUAAUGCGAUUUAUUUUUUUUCCUCACUGAUUCGAAAAUUUUUCUGCCCUGAGAGUUAAGAUAAAUUGCUUAUUUAUUUUAUCUUUUUAAGUCUUCCUAGGUCAGGCUCUACUGUAUUACUGACCUCUAGCUGGUCAGGUUUUUGGGGGGGUUUGGUGCUCCUAUUAAAAUCAAGGUUGUAGUGAUGGUAAAUUUCAAAAUGAGAGGCAGGAGACAGUCAUGAAAAAUAUCUCCUCUGCUGGAUGGGAAGAGGAAACAAUUCCUGUGUAGUGCUGAAUGGGCUCUUGUUUGGUGAAGGUGCAACUUGAAAAUGAGAGAGAGAGAGAGAGAGAGAGAGAGAGAGAGAGAGAGAGUGUGUGUGUGUGUGUGUGUGUGUAAGCGAGAUUUGUGCAAGGGAAUCUUUUUGCAAGUGGAUGGAAGGAUAAAGAAAAGGAGCAAAAGACCUUGGCGUUUUGUUAGCUCUGAGAGUUGCAGUAUUUGGCAAUAAUACACACCUCAGAAAAUGUUUGGCCAAUUCAUUAUUAUUAUUAUUAUUGAUAUCCUGGUUUGGGCUUUCACAAAGUUCGUAGUAAAAAUGUAUCCAAAUGUGUACAUUUGAGAAUUGUAUAGCAUAUUGAAAAUGUUUUGUAAAAACAUAAAACGGCCAUCUGAAGGCCUAAGAAAACUAUCCCUUCAUUGGAAGCUUUACGAAAUUGCUACUUUUUCCUACUUUAAAGUGGCCCCACCUAUGCGCCUAUACCAUAUCUUGCAGAUCUGUUGCAGAAGUGCCUGCCAGAGAGACUUCCAAGUCUGAUUAAUGUUCUGACUGGACAUGAGUUUUGUGCCACUGAGGAAAAAACAAAACAAAAAAACCAUUUCUAGGUGCUGCAUUUGCUGUAACUCAAGCUGGCAGCGAGCAAUAAAAUCCUCUUCCUACUGUAUCC
Messenger RNA from Tachyglossus aculeatus (Australian echidna), 2663 nucleotides. It is a transcript of the gene BLZF1, whose product is annotated as basic leucine zipper nuclear factor 1. The record is from RefSeq and is a predicted model, not a curated record. Gene Ontology annotation, cellular component: Golgi membrane. The transcript has 7 exons. Bases 219 to 1445 code for a protein of 408 amino acids. NCBI's taxonomy places the organism in Eukaryota, Metazoa, Chordata, Mammalia, Monotremata, Tachyglossidae. Gene Ontology annotation, biological process: Golgi to plasma membrane protein transport; Golgi organization.